CUCCCGUUGCCGCCGCCUCCGCCGCAGCCGCCGCCGCCACCGCUGCCGCUGCCGCUUCCCGCGGCCUGGGCCUCCCGCCGCCAGCAUGCCGCACGCCUUCAAGCCCGGGGACUUGGUGUUCGCCAAGAUGAAGGGCUACCCGCACUGGCCGGCCCGGAUUGAUGACAUCGCUGAUGGUGCUGUGAAGCCCCCACCCAACAAGUACCCCAUCUUCUUCUUUGGUACACACGAAACAGCCUUCCUGGGACCCAAGGACCUGUUUCCUUAUGACAAGUGUAAGGAUAAGUACGGAAAACCCAACAAGAGGAAAGGCUUCAAUGAGGGCCUGUGGGAGAUCCAGAACAACCCCCACGCCAGCUACAGCGCCCCUCUGCCGGUGAGCUCCUCCGACAGCGAGGCCCCUGAAGCGGACCCAGCAGGUGGCAGUGAGGACGAUGAGGACCGGGGGGUCAUGGCCGUCACAGCCGUGACCACCGCAGCCGCCAGCGACAGGAUGGAGAGCGACUCGGACUCGGACAAGAGCAGUGAUAACAGCGGCCUGAAGCGGAAGGCGGUGGCCUUGAAGAUGUCGGUCUCAAAACGAGCUCGAAAGGCCUCCAGUGACCUGGAUCAAGCCAGCAUGUCUCCAUCCGAGGAGGAGAACUCGGAAAGCUCCUCCGAGUCAGAGAAGACCAGUGACCAGGACUUCACGCCCGAGAAGAAAGCCGUGGUCCGGGCCCCGCGGCGGGGCCCCCUUCCAGGACGGAAGAAAAAGAAGGCGCCCUCAGCUUCCGACUCGGACUCCAAAGCAGAAUCGGACGGGGCCAAGGCUGAGCCGGUGCCCGUGGCGCGGUCGGCGUCGUCCUCCUCCUCGUCCCCCUCCUCCUCCUCCUCCGACUCAGACGUGUCCGUCAAGAAGCCUCCUCGGGGCAGGAAGCCAGCUGAGAAGCCGCCCCCCAAGCCCCGCGGGCGGAAGCCGAAGCCUGAGCGGCCGCCGAGCAGCUCAAGCAGCGACAGCGACAGCGACGAGGUGGACCGCAUCAGCGAGUGGAAGCGCCGCGACGAGGAGCGCCGGCGCGAGCUGGAGGCGCGGCGGCGCCGGGAGCAGGAGGAGGAGCUGCGGCGGCUGCGGGAGCAAGAGAAGGAGGAGAAGGAGCGGCGGCGCGAGCGCGAUCGCGGGGAGGUGGCGCCCGGGGGCAGCGCGGGCAGCAGCGGCGACGAGCUCAAGGACGACGACGAGCCCGUCAAGAAGCGGGGCCGGAAGGGCCGGAGCCGCGGCCCCCAGUCCUCCUCUGACUCGGAGCCCGAGGGCGAGCUGGACAGAGAGGUGAAGAAAUCAGCCAAGAAAUUGCACCCGCAAAGCACAGAGCCCGCGAGGAGACCCAGCCAGAAGGAGAAGAGAGGGCGCCCUGAGGAGAAACCCCGGGCCAGGUCCCCCCACAGGCCCCCGGCCCUCGCUGGGGACAUCGGUCAGGGGCCCUCUAAGGGCGCUACUCUCCACAGGCCUGCGAAGGUGGAACGGACCCGGAAGCGCUCAGAAGGGUUCACGCCAGACAGGAAGGUCGAGAAGAAGAAAGAACCUUCCGUGGAGGAGAAGCUUCAGAAGCUGCACAGCGAGAUCAAGUUCGCCCUGAAGGUUGACAAUCCGGAUGUGAAGAGGUGUCUGAAUGCAUUAGAGGAACUAGGGACCCUGCAGGUGACCUCACAGAUCCUCCAGAAGAACACAGACGUGGUGGCCACGUUGAAAAAGAUCCGCCGCUACAAGGCCAACAAGGAAGUGAUGGAGAAGGCCGCGGAGGUCUACACCCGGCUCAAGUCUCGGGUCCUGGGACCAAAGAUCGAGGCCAUCCAGAAGGCGACCAGGACUGGGGCGGAGAAGGAGAGGGCCGAGGUGGAGAAGGCCGAGGAGGCGCUGGCUGGAGAGGAGGCCCCCUCGGAGAGGGCGGAGGAGGAGGCGAGCGCUGAUCUCUCAGCCUCCGUGAAUGGCGAGGCCACGUCCCAGAAGGGGGAGGGCACGGAGGACAAGGAGCCGGAAGAAGGACAGAACUCAGAGGAGGGGCAGGGGGGCGGCUCCUCCGAAGAUCCGUUACCCGACGACAGCACGCGGGAGGGCCCCGACCUGGAUGGGCCCGGGAAGGAGCGGCAGGAGCGAGAGAGGCUGCGGGUGGACUCGGAGUCCCUGGACGACGAGGACAGCUGAGCCGGGCGGCCCGCGGCCAGGCCCUGCCGCCACGUGCCACCACCCCGAGGCCUACCCGGCUCCUUCCUGGCGCCCAGGGUGCGGAGAACUGUGGGGGAGACUCUGUGCUGUUCGUUUGUCCCCCUGGGUUUUUUUUCUGCCUAAUUUCUGUGAUUUCCAACCGACAUGAAAUGACUAUA
Messenger RNA from Hippopotamus amphibius kiboko, 2358 nucleotides. RefSeq names its product HDGF like 2 (gene HDGFL2). The transcript is spliced from 16 exons. Gene Ontology annotation, cellular component: nucleus. Gene Ontology annotation, biological process: regulation of transcription by RNA polymerase II. The record is from RefSeq and is a predicted model, not a curated record. Lineage: Eukaryota; Metazoa; Chordata; Mammalia; Artiodactyla; Hippopotamidae. The coding region runs from base 86 to 2179 and encodes 697 amino acids. Gene Ontology annotation, molecular function: transcription coregulator activity; double-stranded DNA binding.